CGGGGAUCUGUGGGGAGACAGAGGGAUAACUUGGAUUUGUGUAGUUGUAUAGUGUAGUGAGUGGAGUGGUGUGAUUUUUUGGCAAGGUCGGUAAAGGGUAUUUUGGAGCAAGUGUCCUUGAGGCCAUCACAUAAUAGGUAUCCGGUCUCGUGCACGCCUAGAUUCAGAUAAAGCCUUCUGAGACCCUUCUUGAGACAGCCUACGAAAAUGCGCACCGGGUCCUUAGGUGUUCUUUUUUGGUUGUUGCAAGCUCGUCUAUUUCAGAAUGGAGUCCGAAGAUGGUUAGAUGCGUCCUUCCUCAGGCUGCCUCUUCUUCCAACGGCCUCUUCCGUCACCGACACCCACCCUGUGAGGUCUUGCGGACCACGUCAGCCAACAACGCCUUGGGAGCAUUGACGUUAAGCGAAGCCAACGAGGGAGAUUUGUAUCAUAAGAGUCGUCCGAGCUCAAGGAUUGGCAACUUUUGGUCCCACUCCUGGCAUGGUGGACGAUGGAACAAGAUUUGGACACUCUUGGUUCUCUACAAUGGAAGGGCUGCAAUUUGCUGUGGGUUCAUCGUCAGCUUCAUCAUGAUGCUUCUGUUCGCCCUCGGUUUCCUACCUGGCUUUGAGAAAAAUCAAUAUCUUGAAAGGACAUCAGUUUGGGGUUUGGGCUCUGGCAGCUUGGCAGCACUGGUGACGUUGAUCAUUUGGCGUCCCAGGCACAGAGUGUUUCUAGACAGGAUUUGCAUCAACCAGCACGACAGCAAGCUCAAAGCGGCCGCAAUUUGCAGUCUGGCGGGCAUGCUCAAGCGGUCGGAGAAGAUGUUAGUGCUAUGGGAUCCAACGUGGAGUGAGAGAUUGUGGUGCUUGUUUGAGUUGGCUGCAUUUCUCAAAAGCAAGUCCGAGAACGAACAGCAUGCGCUCACGAUCCGGCCUUCCCUGGUUGGGCCAAGUUCGACCAUCUCCUUUUCAGUCAUGGUGGUCACGGUAGCUCCUUUGGUAUUGGUGCCGAAUGAUGCUGAGAACCAUCAACAUAUUUUACUCAUCAUUUUUCUGAUGGGGAGCCUGGCAGGCCUUUUCAUGGUCAGCGUUCUGCGUGGCUACUUUCGAUCUUUGGCACUGCUCGAACAGCAGUUGAACUCGGUGAAUUUUGAUAAGACUCGCAGUCAUUGCUGUGAAGUCAACCACCGUGAGGGGCAAGAGACAAUUCUUUGUGAUCGCAGGAUUGUCAAAGCAUGUGUCUCGAAGUGGUUUGGCAGUGAGAAGGCAUUUGAAGAGUGCAUCCGAAGCGAAGUGAUGCAAGCGGUCAUGUCAGACCUGCAAUACCAGAUUGCCCUGGAUGGUUUGAGCAACUGGCUUCUGGUGACGCCCAUCAUUGCAGAGAACUCAAUUCUCUUCGCGACUGUGAUGCUCCUCGUGACCUUUCUUUACCAUUUACUGAAAGCCCUUCGAAGCGGAAGCGGCGCAAAGGCCGCAGCACACGAGUUUCACGAGGAGCUGCGCUUGACCCAGCAAGUGGUGGAGGCGGUGGCGCGGAGGCAGCUCGUGCGGCCAGAGAUUCCAUUGGAAACGCCUGGGGCCAUGGACUUCAGCAACACCUCCAAUGAAAGCUUCACACUUUUUGGCACCUUCGACGCCUCGAGUUCUGCCGAAGAUGCACAAAGAGAGGAAGACGACGACUUUCACCUCACCCAGCGAGUCGCGGAGGCGGUGGCGCGGAUGCAGCUCGUCCGUCCGGAGGUCUUGCGCACCACGCCGGUUCACCAAGCACUGGGCGCCCUGACGUUGAGUGGAAACGACAAACAUUGGUAUCAUAAGAGUCGUCCGAGCUCAAGGAUUGGCACCUUUUGGUCCCAUUCCUGGCAUGGUGGACGAUGGAAGAAGAUCUUGACACUCUUGGUGUUCUACAAUGGAAGAACUGCAAUCUACUGCGGUUUCAUCGUCAGCUUCAUAAUGACGUUUUUGUUCGCACUAGGUUUCCUACCUGGCUUCAGAAAGAACCAAUAUCUUGAGCGGACAUCGGUUUGGGGCUUGGGCUCUGGAAGCUUGGCAGCGCUGAUCACGUUGAUCUUUUGGCGUCCCAGACAGAGGGUCUUUUUGGACAGGAUAUGUAUCAACCAGCACGACAGCAAGCUGAAAUCGGACGCAAUCUGCAGUCUUGCAGGUAUGCUAAAUAAGUCAGACAAGAUGUUAGUGCUUUGGGACCCGACAUGGAGUGAGAGAUUGUGGUGCUUAUUUGAGCUCACGGCCUUCUUGAAAAGCAAGUCUGAGAGUGCACAGAAACUGAUGAUUUGGCCCAUUUUCCUAGGGCCAUGUUCCAUCGUGUCCUUUGCCGCAGUGCACGUCACCUUUCUUUCCAUGGUUUUGCUGCAGAAUGAUGCUGAAGACUAUGUCCCCACAGGCAUUCUCAUGCAAGUCACAGGCAGUCUCGCAGGGUAUUUCAUGAUCCGAGUCUUCCGUGGCUACUUUCGCUUCCUGGAAGAGCUCAAGCAGCAGCUGUGCUCGGUGGACUUUGACCGCACGCGGAGUCAAUGCUGUGAAGAGGCACACCAAAAUGGUCAACUCUGUGAUCGGAAGAUUGUCAAAGCAUGCGUCGCAAAGUGGUUUGGCAGCCAAAGGGCCUUCGAAGAAUGCAUUCGAUCUGAAGUGAUGGGAACGAUUGUGUCAAACCUGGAAUUCGACCAAGUCGUUCGACGAAGUGGAAUUCUUUCAGUCACAUCUCCCGCUCUUUGGGCUUGGCUGGAUGUAUCCGCCUCUUGGGUCGCGAUCGGCGAGAGAAGUCGUGCUGUGCAGCUUUGCUUGGAUGGCUUCACAAACUGGCUUUUGAUGAUUCCCUUCAUUGCAGAGCUGGUGGUGUUUCUCUCACGUCGAUUUCAUCAAAAGGCUUCUUCUCCUCUACGGGAAGUGCUCAUGAAUCUGGGUGUGCUCAUGAUGGUGGUGCCGCUCCGUGUUCUUCUAGCUGGAGUUUACUACAUGUUUAAUCGAUUGGAGAUUGGACGCGAGUUGUCUUCAAUCCUUUUUGCUGCUGUGAUGUUGUUGGUGAACUUACUCCACCAUCGUUGGAAGAGACCUUCCUCCCCAGGUCGUAGCCCUUGGGGUUGUUUGAGCCCUCCGUGUCGCCCUCCGUGUCGGUGGAGAUCCGGUCCCAGCUGCGGAUGCUUGUUACAAGGCACGUUGUGA
Durusdinium trenchii is the source of this 3161-nucleotide messenger RNA. The record is from the annotation of a GenBank genome assembly. Lineage: Eukaryota; Dinophyceae; Suessiales; Symbiodiniaceae.